ACUGCCCCCGACCCCCCAACGAUCCCUCUUCCGCCCGGCGCUUGGGGAACGGGCGGGGUGGGAGAGCACCGCUUCCGCGUUGGUGAGCGGCGUGGGCCUUGACGUCACUGCGCCCAGACGUCAUGCCGACGUGAGGCCCGGUCUCCCGGGAGACCGGGAAAGCCGUUUCGCAUCUGGUAGCAUCGAGGUGUAGGGGAAGUUCUUUAUGAGAAGGCCUGAAAGCUGAACGUGAGUUAAUGACCCAACGUGACACUGGUGUGAAGAAGGGAAUCGGAAGUGAAUAAUCAUGGACAUUUCUGAAUUUUUGACAUGUUCCUCGUUAUCCUGUUUGCGGGUUCACAAAUACCUACGUGGCUGCUGUCAGUUAUUACCUCACCUGUUGCUGAAGGGCAGUCUAUGCGUGUGUAAUGUCAAAUAAUAAAAGGGGCUCAAUAAAACAGGCAAAAUAAUGUAAGGAUAAAUUAAAAAUUUUACUGUUGCCAAGAGGAAAAGAGACUCCCCCCCUUUUUUUGAGAAACCUCACAUUUGUGAAUGUAUCCUCUAUUCCUUUAAUACAUAUAUGCAAGUUUUUUUAAAGACGCAGUUUGAGGAAUUGGGAGCCAUUUCUUUAAAAUCUUAUUUUACUUCAGAGGUCCCUCAGCAUAUUUUGGGAAAUUAUGGAUCGUCACAUUCCUAUAUAUGAGCUACCUGAGGAAAUCCAAAAGAUGUACCCUGAAGAAAAAGUUUGUAAGUACUGUGGAGUCAGCUAUCUAAUUCUUCAUGAGUUUAAGGCUAUGGAAGAAAAAGUGGAAGCGAUGGAAAAAGAGAUGAAAUUUUAUCAAGGAAGUGUAGAACGUGAAAAGAGACUUCAAGAAGAGCUACAGUCUCUUAGACAAGAUUUCGAGCAGUACAGAAUUGACAGUGAAUCCCAAAUAAAAAGAAUUCAACAUGCAAGUAUGCAGUUAAAAAGUCAACAAAGUGAAUUUCAGAGAGUACAGAAAGAACUGAGUCAGUCUCAAGAUGAGUUAAAAAUUAAACAGAGACAAUCACAAAUCUUGAGUCAAAGAUUGGCAGAGUACAAAUAUUUCUGGAAUAAGACUCUUUCAUUACUUACUUUUGUUAAAAGGGAGCUAACCAGUAUUAAAAAUGAAGUAUAUGAUAAUUUUCAAAACUGGACUUCACUGAAAGGAGAAGUUUUUCUACAAAUUAAAUCCAUAAGUGAAACAGCCUUGACAGAAAUAGAGAUACUAAAUAAAAGUUUGACCGUGUCCCAGAGAAAUAAGGUAUGCCUUGAAGAGGAAAUGAAAAAUCUGAAACUGUUGUCCGAUGCAGCGAUAUUGAGGUCUAAGCAGAUUGAAACAUCCAAACAACAGGAAGUAAACUUGCAAACCAGAUGCCAUGACUUGCAAAAAGAAGUACUAGAUUUACAAUGUCAAGUAGAGGCCCUUGGGCUCAGACUUCAGAAGGCCACGGCCAAGCUGGACAACUAUAAAGAAAAGCUCAUGAAUAAAUAUAAUGAAGCUGAUGACUGUCAAAGAGAACUCAGAAAACUGAAGUUUAAAUCCAUUAUUUCUGAGUCACGGCACACUAGAUUGCUUAAAGAAAAAGAAGACUCUUUAGUGGCUAGUCAACAAAUACAUAAAACUUUACAGGAAGAACUGACUGCAAAAGAAAGGCAAAAAGAAGACAUAAAAAGAAGAAUUACCCUUGCAGAAAAUGAAUUAGAGAGAACCAAAACUCUUCUGAAUCAGACAAAGGAAGAGGUUGUAACACUGAAAAGUGAAAGGGAACUGAUGCUGAUUUCACAUCAGAAAAGCAUCCAGCAACUAGAGGAAACUCUUAGACAGAAGCUGCUGAAUGAUGAUAAUUGGAGUGAGAAGAUUGAAGCUGAACUUGCCAGGGAAAGAGCCCGACAUUUAGUUGAAUUUGAGGAGCAAGCUCUUCUCUUUAAGGAAGAAGCUAAACUGGAACUUGAUAUUGAAAAAGAAAAACACCAAGAAAUAAUCCAGAAGCACAAGAAAGAACAAGAGGAACUACAAAUGAAGAUACCUGACUUAAUCGCAGGCGCUACUAGAGAUCUAAGGCUGGAAGUGGCCAAUCUUGAAGAAAAACUCCAUGAGUCCCAUAUCAAAUACACUGAAGAUUCUGAGUCAAAAAAGAAAGAAAUUGAAAACCUUAAAAAUUUGGUUGCAGAAUUUGAAUCUCGCUUGAAGAAGGAAGUUGACAGUAAUGAUUCCAUUUCAGAGGACUUGAGGAAGGAAUUGCAACAGAAGUCAGAUGAGCUGGAAAGAGCAAUGCUGGCACACACAGAACUUCUGCAGAAACUUAACCAGUCCCAGGAAGAGAAUGCUUUUCUUCAGGAAACAGUGCGUAGAGAGUGUGAAGAACGCUUUGGACUGACGGAGGCUUUGAGUCAAGCCAGAGAACAGCUCUUGGAGCUCAGGAAGCUGGGUGGAAGUUUACCUUUGUCCCCAUGUUCCCUCAGCCAGGGCAGCCUGACCUCCUCUGCGGCAGCAGUCAGCAACCAAGGAGGGAGAAGCCUCGCAAGUCUGAACUCUGAGAAAAGAAUCAAAAUCCCCAGCCUGCACGGAGUGUCAAAACCCACUGCGACUCCAGGCUCAGCUCAGCCCAAGAGGGCCAGCAGCUCAGCGCUGCCAACUCUCCCCCAUCCCCAUCCUCCCAGGGGUGACACAUCUUCAGUAAACAAGACUAGGCAAAGACUGGCUGCUGUUCUGUGGCGGAGACUGAGUGAGCAGUGACCGAUCCAGUCAGGAGCAGCUCCACCAGGGAUGCUCGGCCUUUCUCAGAGGGCCAGACUCCCUGUAACUGAGGAUGACAAGCAUCAAAUUAUUAUCACAGAUCAAGAAUGCAUGUCUAGGGAUAUUUUGUAACAUGAUAAUUUGAAAAGCUAGGAAAUUGUGGCUCCACAUUUUCUGAGAGGCCUUUGAAAUUGCAACAGAUAAUGAAGUUGUUGGUAUUCCAGAGGGCCAACUUCUCGAUUUAUGGAUUGUGUAUUUAGAUGUGCUCCAAGAGUAUGUCCUUUUAGAGAUCAUAGGUAAAAUUUUCACCCUAGCAUCUUUUUUCCCCCUUUUCUUUCUGCAGCAUCACAAGCAGAUAUAUUUCCACAAAGAACAGGUUGUAUUCAUUUUGUUGGUGUUAAUUUCUUUGUUGAGCUGAAUAGGUUAAAUAGAUAAACUUAGUAUUCCAAAUACAUACUGGAAAUACGUUAGUCCUUAAUUAGAUCAUUUCCAAAAUGCUUAGUUCAAAUACUCAGAGUUUAUCAUCAUCAAAAGCUUCUCCUUUUCUUCUCACAAACUCAAUCAGUUUAUUUCUUUUUAGGCUAAGGCAGCAGCAUUGAUAGGUAACCUCCAGGAAGAAAGUUUCCCCUGUGAAGCUAGGGGACCUUCUUAAAAAAGGGACAGCAACUCCAAUUCAAGAAAAAUGUGGUUUACUUCUCAAACUAUUGAAAUCAUGUCAGAAAACAGCCUGGCUGUGAAGUUAUUACUUGGUGGAUAUUUUCUACAUUGAAUACUUUAUGGUACUCAGGUUUUUAUUUGAACUUGUAUUCUUGAGCCAUUCAGAAGAGAACUAAUACAAGGCAGUUUCAUAGAGGCACAUAGGGCUAAUUUGGAGUUCAAAUUUUAUUAC
Molecule: messenger RNA, 3627 nt
Organism: Manis pentadactyla (Chinese pangolin)
Lineage: Eukaryota; Metazoa; Chordata; Mammalia; Pholidota; Manidae
Gene: LEKR1
Product: leucine, glutamate and lysine rich 1
Exons: 14
Coding region: 657-2738 (693 amino acids)
Source: RefSeq, a predicted model, not a curated record